Molecule: messenger RNA, 2187 nt
Organism: Aspergillus saccharolyticus JOP 1030-1
Lineage: Eukaryota; Fungi; Ascomycota; Eurotiomycetes; Eurotiales; Aspergillaceae
Product: general substrate transporter
Exons: 6
Coding region: 471-1970 (499 amino acids)
Biological process (GO): transmembrane transport; carbohydrate transport
Cellular component (GO): membrane
Molecular function (GO): carbohydrate:proton symporter activity
Source: RefSeq, a predicted model, not a curated record
AUGCGGGGUUUAAUCUAGAGCUACGGCCUCUCAGAAAUGUCAAUGAGGCAACACUUGUCACUGUCCUGGAUGAGACCUUCACUUCAGCCGAGGACAGUCAGUGCACAGAGUGACUAUCCUCCUGUUUGCAAGCGCUAUACUCGCCUAGUGGAGCUCUCGCCAAUUGAAUCAGACACUAAUUUCAUAUAGGGAAGACGGCAUGAAGCCUAGUGACAGUCUGGUCAACCGUCCCCGGAUUUUCAAGGUCAACUGCAAGCUUUUGUCUCGCGCCACCGUAAUUUCGUCCAAUCUGUCAGCCCAUGGCUACCCGGCUAACCAAGGGCAAUGUCCUCUCCAGAUCGCGGUUAGGCUCAGGUGGUCUCUAUAUAGACGAUGUCGCCUACCCUUCCUCGUUCUGUUGCUUUUUUUUGCCCUGCGUCCGUCGCAUGGAAUAAGCCUCCCCCGGUCACCUCCCCUUCGUUUCUGCCAAUAUGGGACGAUUUUUCACCAUUGCCCUGGCUGCCUUUGCGGCAACAGGCUCUUUCUUGUUUGGUUAUGACAGUGGUGUCAUGACUGAUGUAAUUGAAUCGAAGAACUUUCUAAGUUUCUUCAAUACUACCCAGACAUCAGCUAUCAUCGGAGCGAUCAACAGUACAUUUUCGGGCGGAGCCGCCGUUGGCGCCCUUCAAGGUGGUCUUACGAUGGACCGCUUCGGACGCAAAUUUACUAUCCAGAUGGGAGCCUUUAUUUGCCUGAUCGGCGCCAUUCUACAGUCUGCUGCUCAAAAUUUAGCUAUGAUUUUGGUUGGCCGUAUCUUUGCUGGAUGGGCGGUUGGCCUGAUGUCCAUGUCCGUUCCAGUUUAUCAGGCUGAGUGUGCGCAUCCUCGCUCCCGUGGUUUGAUUGUCGGUCUAGCACAACAAAUGAUUGGAGUUGGCUAUAUUGUUAGCACAUGGGUCGGUUACGGAUCUCUGCAUGCGCCCGAUACGAGCGAGUUUCAAUGGCGAUUCCCCCUCGCAUUUCAAGCGGUCCCAGCGCUCCUGCUGGCUAUAGGCAUGUUCUUCAUGCCCGAGUCUCCUCGUUAUCUCAUUGAGAGUGAGAAGUAUGACGAAGGGUUGAGAAUCCUGAAGAAGCUCCACUUUGAUGGUACAAAUGAGGACUGGAUCCAGAGAGAAUACUCAGAGAUCAGAGCCACAAUUGACGCCGAAAAGGCUGUCACUGCUCCAGGAUGGUUGAUCAUGUUCAAAGUCCCUCAGUGGCGAACUCGCCUGCUGCACGGUACUCUUGUCCAAGUCUUCACCCAAAUGACAGGCGUAAACGUCAUUAAUUACUAUCAAACGGUCAUGUACAAUACGCUUGGUAUUACAGGUAAUCGUAACACAUUGGUCGCAGGUAUCUACAACUGUGUAGGACCGCUCACCAACUUGAUCUUUAUUGUCUUCCUGCUCGAUCGGGUCGGAAGACGGAAGCCAAUGCUUUUUGGCACAGUGACCAUUACCAUCGCUCUAAUCUGCGAAGCAGCUCUAAACUCGCAGAUUAAGACUGGCGAGGUCAACCGAGGAUAUAGCAUUGGGGGUGUCUUCUUCAUCUUCUGCGUCACCGUUCUCUUCUCUCUAUCAUUUGGCCCCACCAGCUGGACAUACAUGGCGGAAGUCAUGCCGAUGCAGAUUCGUGGGCGAGGCACGGCCUUUGCGACAGCCGUCGGAAACUGGACCGUUAGUACACUCUGGGCACAAGUCUCGCCCAUCGCUUUAGCGAGUAUCGGCUGGAAGUUCUACUUUAUCUUCGUGGCCUUCAACAUUUUUGUCACCUUCCCCACCGUCUUCUUUGUUUUCAAGGAGACUAAACAGAAGUCUCUUGAAGAAAUCGAUCUUUUGUUCGGUGGCCGUGCUCUAGGCCACCUGCCCGCAGACGUAGAAUCGAAGAUCACCUCCGAGACCGAGAAGGCCGACGAGACGGGAGUUUCGGUUAUAAACAUCGAGCACAAUGCCUGAGGUAUACUCAGGCUAUAUCACGGAGGUCGAAUGCAGGUGGGAGGGGUUUACCUUGGGACAUGUACUUGGUUGACUGCUCUCGUGUAAUGAAUUGACGGACGCUUUGAUACACUCCAUAACUCUACGAAGCCUUGCCACACCCGACUUCAGAUUCCAAUAUUUGAGUCGAACUUCUUCUCUGAAGGGUCUUGGUCCUCUGCCCUCCGGAGCUUUGUAC